CGCCGUCAGCUGUAUUCUGAGUGUCGCAUUGGGUUACUAUGCAUAUGCAACUCACGAAAAAUUCAAUCGCACCAUCAUUUACCUAAAAUCCAUUGAGCCGAUCCUUGCGUCAGCAAAAGUUGCAGCGGAGAGAGUGGAUAAAUGGAUAGAAAAUGUAGCGGAGGCUUCCGUUGCAAGUAAUACCGAUAGAAAUGAAACAUCUAAUAGUGAAUAUUCUAAGGAAACCAAUUCUGGCCAGGCAAGGAUAUUCUUAGAUGACCAUCACCUGAAAGAAAGAAAGAUGAUUCUCAAGAGGAUAUUUGACGCGAUUGCUAUCAUUAAUGCAGAUUUGAGAAGAAGUUUUAUACUGUUGGACAAUUAA
Messenger RNA from Acaulospora morrowiae, 361 nucleotides. Lineage: Eukaryota; Fungi; Glomeromycota; Glomeromycetes; Diversisporales; Acaulosporaceae. The record is from the annotation of a GenBank genome assembly.